Closterium sp. Naga37s-1 is the source of this 1164-nucleotide messenger RNA. NCBI's taxonomy places the organism in Eukaryota, Viridiplantae, Streptophyta, Zygnematophyceae, Desmidiales, Closteriaceae. The record is from the annotation of a GenBank genome assembly.
AUGCUACAUUCGUCUUGCUUCCCUAACCUCACUCUUCCCCUCCCCUCCGUGCAGUUCAAUGUGCGCUGUGAGUCGCUGCACGCCAAGCCUUCAAUGCGCGCUUUCAAUGCGCGCUGUGAGUCGCUCCACACGAAGCCAUCCUUCCGCCGCCUGCUGCCCUCGCAGCGCUGCGUUGUGCUGCUGGAGGGAUUCUACGAGUGGAAGAAGGAAGGUUCCAAGAAGCAGCCGUUCUACAUCCACAUGAGCGAUGGGAGGCCGAUGGUGAUGGCGGGGCUGUUUGACUGCUGGCGUGACGCGCAGGGCGAGCGGCUAUUCACCUUCACUAUAGUCACAACGGCAUCGUCACAGCGCCUGCAGUGGCUGCACGACCGCAUGCCUGCCAUCCUGCCAUCACAGCACCACGUCGCCGCAUGGCUGCACGGCAAGCUCUCAGGGCCUGACGCCAUCACCCACCUCUGCACGCCCUACAACCACCCCGACCUGGUGUGGCACGCAGUGACGCCUGAGGUGGGAAAGCCGGCCUUCAACGGCCCUCAGUGUGUGGAGCCGAUUUCAUUGAAGCCGGCGCUCUCAUCCACCCCAAUCACUCAGCUCUUUGCCCGCAAGAGACAAAAGGCGCCACCCGCUGAUUCGCAGGGCACAGGAGGUGUGGACAACCAGGAAGCAGAGACAGUAGGUGCAGAGAGAGAGGGGCAGGGAGUGAAGAGCGAGGAGGGAGGCAGUGGAGAGGAGGAGACACAGCCGGCUGGGGUGCAGGAAGCACCGGUGGAGGCUGGGGCAGGGGUUGAUGAGGGGGAUGGGGCGAGUGAGGAGCAAGCAAAGGGUGGUUCCAGUGGCAAUGAGACACAAGAGGGUGCUGGUGAGCAACGCAGUGAGAGAGGCGUGGUUGAAGUGCUGGUCCCUAUGACCCCUCUUCCCCAGGAUACUCGUGCCAACGCUUCUCAGUCUUCCUCACAGUCCGACCAGCACUCACCAGGUCCUGCUUCUGCUCCCCCUGUUGCUGCGACCGUCACCCCGUCCAAGCUGGGACCUCCUCUGUCGACAAAACGACAUGCUAAAGGAGCAAAGGGUUUUAAAAUGGCGCCAAAGCGUAGAAAAACGGAAUCGGAGGCUGUUGAAGCCGGCAACCAGAUGUCGGUCAAACGAUUUUUCAAGGUCCCAUAG